AUGCUUAUCAUUGGCGCUCCAAACGCAGCUCGCGAGGUACUCGAGGACACUCUUCAGGGAGAUUGUGACUCGAUUUGCGACGACCUCCACGGAGACAUCGACGACGUGAUGAGGCGGAGAUUUCUGCAGCUGUUUUGCGUGCUCACACUCACCGGCCUGUGCACGGUCGGCGUCUUGAAUCGGAACGCUGAAUACUCCCGGCUUAAUCUCCCAAAGGAGCCGACGAUAGACUGCGCGGAACCCGUGAAGGAGCUCAGCUGUUCCAUACCUGCAUUCACGGCAGAAUGGUCAAUCAUACCCGGAGUAGAUAUCGAAAUUUACUCCGCACAUCUCGACGACCGUAUAAAAGAUGAUUCCGGUGUCCGCCAGCACACUAUACGAACGAUCGCCUUGCUGCGGAAAAGCGCCACGCAGAUUAAAUUCUUCUGCAUAGUCAACUAUCCAUCAGGCGCGCAGAGAUCUGCGAGGGCCUCGGUUGACAGAAUAUGGUUGGAUUCCUGGGAUAACGGCAGCCACAGGGAUAUACCGACGCCACACAUUCUAUCAUGCAAUCUCGGUGAUGCGACCAAGGAGUCGCCAUCGUCCGUUUCGAUCGUGACAGACGUCUGCGCGUGCCCCUCGAACAAUCUCCGAGUCCGAAAACCGCCUUCCCCCGAGGGCUCGACGCACAAAAAAGGCUUCGCAGUCUGUGUCAAAGGACUCUUCUACCCGAAGGACAUCAGCGCCUCGCUUAUACAAUGGAUUGAAAUGAUUCAUCUAUUGGGCGCUGAACACAUUCAGUUCUACCUCUACCAUGUGCAUCAUAAAACGAGGAGAACGCUGAAGUUCUACGAAAAAUUCCGCCAGGUCGCUGUGCGGAAACUCACGCUUCCUCCGCGGGAGUACCCCCAGGGACUCGGAUUCCUGGAGAAUUUUCUCAAAACGAGGACGUGGGAAAAGCGACGUCUCGAACUCGUUCCCUACAACGACUGCUACUACAGAAUGCGAAACAAAUAUGAAUACGUUGUGCUUCUCGAUAUCGACGAAAUCAUCGUCCCCAGAGACCCGGACACCGGUACCUGGGCGGGAGUUAUGGAGCGAAUUCGCGAAACUGAAGCCGAGGCAAUCGACAAAUACGCGUCGUUCGCUUUUACGAACGCCUAUUUCUUCCGAAAGCUCGGCACCCCCAUCGAUAUACUGCAGCAGACGGAGCGUUCGGCGAACCUAUCUCGACCCGGGUUCGCGGUAAAAAGCUUUUUCACGAGCGACGGAUCUCUGGCAGUCUUCAACCAUUACACAUUGAUACCGCUCAGAGCUGGCACGAGAAAGUGCGCGAUCGUCGGCCCGGAUAUCGCGCUGGUGCAUCACUACAGGGACUCGUGCCCCUCGAAAAUGGAAGAGGAAUGCGCGAGUAAUUUCAUGAAAUACAAGACCAACGACAUGACGAUUCUCAAGUACGACGUCAAACUCCGAGAGGCCAUCGCAGAAGUCAAAGCAAAUAUGAAAAACGCGAUCUAUUGA
Messenger RNA from Galendromus occidentalis (western predatory mite), 1500 nucleotides. RefSeq lists its product as uncharacterized. Gene Ontology annotation, cellular component: cytoplasm. The record is from RefSeq and is a predicted model, not a curated record. Bases 1 to 1500 code for a protein of 499 amino acids. The transcript is spliced from 3 exons. Lineage: Eukaryota; Metazoa; Arthropoda; Arachnida; Mesostigmata; Phytoseiidae. Gene Ontology annotation, molecular function: glycosyltransferase activity.